UGAUUAUAAUAUACCACUUAUUCAAUCUUAUAUUUUAUCAGAAAACACUAUUAAUGAAUGGAAAGAAAUAAUAGUACAUACUAUUUACAAACGACUUCCUCUUGCUUUUAAAAAGACUAGCAAACAA
This is a messenger RNA of Scutellospora calospora, 127 nucleotides long. The record is from the annotation of a GenBank genome assembly. Lineage: Eukaryota; Fungi; Glomeromycota; Glomeromycetes; Diversisporales; Gigasporaceae.